This is a messenger RNA of Podarcis lilfordi (Lilford's wall lizard), 24966 nucleotides long. NCBI's taxonomy places the organism in Eukaryota, Metazoa, Chordata, Lepidosauria, Squamata, Lacertidae. The record is from the annotation of a GenBank genome assembly.
GCGGCGCUUCUUCCUUUUAUGACGUCAGCAUCUCCCGGCAACGGGAGAGAAUGGUUGCCUUGGCGACGUAAACAAUAUAGGAGAACAAUGGCAAAGGCAGAACGUCGAGACACCAAAUCGUGUCUCUGGUGCAGAAGUGCAGCUGCGCUUGAACGCAGGUGGCCGAAGGGGCUUUCCAGACGCCGAGGAUUCUUGCUUGCAGUUAAAUGAAGCGUUUAAAUGGGGCACAUCUGAACUUUGUUUUCCUUCCUUGUAUUUUUCAGUUACGGUGUUUUGUUUUUCUCGUCACAACUGAGAAUUCAGGGUGAGCUAUGUGCUUUGUUAAACCUUAUAUGCAUUGGUGAGAGAUAGGUCUCUGAGUUGUCUGAAAGCAGGGAAGUCGACAGGCUAAAUGGAUGUUUUUUAGGGGAGAAUUACUGUGACUUUCGUGGAAGCAUACCAUAUCCUCAAAAGAAACUAAACUCUUGUGAACUUUACUCAGCGGUAGCAUUACACAGGCACACACAUCCGCAAAUAUUUAAAGUUGAAGAUCCAGCUGCCUGUGGAAUAAGUUUCCCUUCCAAAAUAUUUACAUCUAUGGUCAUUCAUCUGCCUCUUAAAUUCCCGUCAGGGGGUUUAAAAAUAUUUCCAGUGUUUUCUCAGCCCAGUUGCUGUUUUUGCUCUUGACAGCUGAUUUAUAUAUUUGUACUUUUAAGGACAAUCUGCUCAUUCAAAGCACCAAUAUUUUAAUGUUUAUGUUGUGUGUGUGUAACCUUUCUGAGGGAGGGAGAAAUUAUAGACCUCGGGGGUUCAGGUUGCUCUUGACAUUUGUCAGUUUGGCAUCUAGAAGUCAAUGCAGUCUAUUUUGUUUCUUAAGAUUUUUACAUUGUAACCUGGGAUCAGCUUUUGGAAAAGAGCAGGCUAUACUGAAUAAACAUCUUUAAUUUCUCUGCUCUGCAACUGGUUAAAUAUAAUUAGUUUGCUUUUUUAAAAGGAAGUUAGUAGGCUGUGACUGUAUACGGACUUAACUUGCCAGAAAAGCUGCACCCUAUGCACAUUUACUUAGCAGUAUGCCCUAAGUGACAUUUGUGGAGAAGGGCUGUAGCUCAAUGGUAGAUUAAAUCCUUUACCUGUAGAAAAUCCCCAAUUCUAUCUUCUGCUUUUCCAGGUAGGGCUGCGAAUAUCCCUCGCCUGAAAACCUAGAGAGCUGCUGCCAGUCACUGUCAACCAUACUGAACUAGCUGGAUCAAUUUUCUCACUCAGCAUAAGGCAGCUACUAUGAUCACAUGCCCCAUUGAAAGAGUGGGUUUAUUUCUGUGUAAACAAAGAUCAUGCAGUGUGACCCAUUGAGCACAGUGGGACUUCCUUCCCUGUAAACCUGUUUUGGAUUGUGUGCUGUAUGAAAUCUCACAAUGCUACUGUUCCUUAAGUAGUUAUUAUCUUAAAGAAUUACCUCAAAGUAUUAUAAUAUGCAAAGCUAGUCUUGAAAAUUAAGACUAUCCCACAAAUUAUAGGAUUGGUUCUGUCAGAUGUAGUGAUUUACUUGUGGUUCAGGUCCUGCAAAGACUUUAUGUACAUUUCGUCAGGAACUUUGUUCCAUUUCUCUGACUUAACUUGAAUCAUUUCAAAUAGCUUGGAAAGAUAAGACCUGUUGCUGUAGGAGUAUGUAAGUUUCACCCCCAUAAUACUUUAGUUCACUUUUGGUACACAGAUAUCAGUACAAUAUAAAACAGUGCAUAAUGCAUCCAUGGGCAUAGCCGGAGGCGGCAGCUGCCCCCUUGGAUCAAGUAAAACAAUAGAAAUACUUAUCUAACUGACCAAUUAUGUUGGUUCUGCACUCCAACAAAGUUCUGUCCCCAUCACAAACAAACAGAAGUUAAGGGCAUUGGUCAUACUGUAGUAUUGAAAGAAGUACGGAGGCUUUUUGCAUGUGAUUUUUCAUUACGAAGGACCGUUCCUAAAUGUUUCAUUGGAAGUGCUUGUAUAAACUAAAUAUUUGCAUAUUGUAGUAAUAAUUAAUCGCCAGGAAGAAUAAUUGCCUCAGCUGAAACAAAUUGCAAUUUUACAUAUUUGGGAGGGAAAAUUGUACUUUCUCUGCUUCUUUGAGAUGGGAAAACUUCUUAAUGGGAAACUUUUCCCUCAAUCGCAAAAUUCUGGGGUCCUCCUGUUUAUUCAGUUGAGUGGGGCCCUGGACUUUGGCUCUGAUGGCACAAAUGACUGUGUGGUGGUCCCUUCAACAAGGCUGGGGAAUCACUGCCUAAUGAACAUGACCAUCCAUGGCCCCACCUAACCUUUGAAACCAAAUCUCUGAUGCAGUGCACCAGGCCCUUUUAAGCUUGCCAUUAAGAUGUCUAAAACAAUUAUUCAGGCUUUUUGUGAUUAAUGUUUUUGGGUGCUUCCAGACAGUCACUAUUUUCGGGUGGGAUUCAGUCACAUACAGUGGUACCUCAGGAUACAUACGCUUCAGGUUACAGACUCCGCUAACCCAGAAAUAGUACCUCGGGUUAAGAAUUUUGCUUCAGGAUGAGAACAGAAAUCAUGCUCAGCAGCAGCAGCAGGAGGCCCCAUUAGCUAAAGUGGUGCUUCAGGUUAAGAACAGUUUCAGGUUAAGAACGGACCUCCGGAACAAAUUAAGUACUUAACCCGAGGUACCACUGUAUCUGCAAAUUCAGGCUGCACAAUUGUAGUUGUUUGGGAGGUCUUGAGCAACAAACCCACUUCCCUAAAAGAUCAGACAUGUUGAAAAAGAGAAGCAAUGAGGAAAUGCACAGAAAUAUGAGGGAUAAUACAUGCUUCCACGCAAUGCCAUCUAACUUCCCCACAUUCAUUAUCCGAAUGAAUGCUCCUUAAAUAGCCAAUGCCAUUUAAUCUCCCUGCAAACUAAUUAGGGUGAAUGCUCAAUAAGCAGAUUGUCUGGAAGUGCUCUUGUGUAAGUUAUGUACCUUUAAAGCACAUUAAAAAACAUUUUCUCCCGCAAAAAACUGGGCACUAAAGUUUGUAAAGGGUUGUUGUUGUUCAUUUCAUUUCUGGACCGCUUUAUAUUUUUAAAAAGGCUGCUUGGAAUUGCAAUUCUCUGAGAGGUAAGCUGCAGUGGUCAGAGUUCUUUGAUGUGGGAAAAAUGUGCUUUGAAUAAGCUUUAAAUGCAUAGUGUGCACACAGCCUCAGUAGUAGUUUUUACUUGUCCCUCUGAAUAUUUAUAUAUCAAUUUUAUUUUAUUUUCCUACAGAGACUGAGCAACAUAGGUGCAGUUGGCUCUUCCCCACUCGCCUGGUGCAUCAAUUCUGUUUUUCUGCUUAUGUUCUAGGAAGUGAACGCAGCAUACGGUUUGGGGGAAGCCAACGUUCAGUGUAAACCUUACCCUGUAUUUUAUUAAGGCAGAACGUCGCCAACAUGUCUGUAGUCUCUUUUGCUCGUUCAGAUACAUCUCUGAAUGCAGAGAGCUCUGAAGCAACUUACAGUAAGUUUUCUCUUUCUUUCUCAUCACUUUAGUUAACUGGCUUGGUCCGUUUGGUUUGAAAACUCAUGUCGUAAUCUGAGGAGCUUCUGAAGAAUACAGAAAUCUCCAGGACGUGGACAUUUGUGGGAUAUAUAUUUUUAUAUGUCUGUACAUUUUGCCUCAUAUCUAAGGUUCUAUCAAGGCUUAUUUAAAAAAAGAGACGGAAUAGAAAGUAAGCUGGAAAUCUGGGGCACUAAAUAAAGCCCAUGGGGACUUGGUUGGCCAUUCCUGAUCUGAACAGUCCUCAUGGUGCAGGUCCUAUCACUUGAGCAUUAGUUCCAAAAUGUGAAGCAUUACCCUCGCUUCCUGAAACCUCAAGUCUUUUUUCCAACUCCUGAGAUAUCCAUGACUAAGAGUGGGAUUGAUUCUUAUUGUUCCAGGAGAAAGACUGACAUCUCGGCAAGUUGGAGAUGUGUUUACAAUUCCCUCAGUUCAGUCAGGUGAAUCAAAACUAGGUAAGACAGUCUUGCCGAUUUUUACUAUUUCUGUUUUAUAAUUGCAUAUAUGUUCCAGUUUUCCUCUUAAAUUGUUCAAGCUGACCCUUCUACCUUUUAUCCCAGGGAACUCUGGGAACUGUAGCUCUGGGAGGUGGACAUAAGGGUCUACUAAGAACUCUUAGCACCCUUAACAAACUACAGCUCCCAGAGUUCUUUGCAGGAAGCCAUGGCCAUUUAAAGUAACACCACAGUGCUUUAAAUGCAUGGUGUGAGUGUGACCUUUGAUUACACAACCUGAAUCCCACCUGCAAAAUGGAGACAAGUCCAGAAGCAGCCUGGAGAGAAAGAGAGAGUGAAGGUGGAGAUACCCUAAUGCAGGGGUCUCCAACCUCAAGUAGGCUGCAAUCUACUAUUCAGCAUUAAAAACUGGCAGUGAUCUACCACACUCUCCCAUUGUCAUUGGGGGCAAGGAGUAAGGUGUUGGUGGCCAGAAAAAAAACCCUUUCUUUCCUUAGCACGGAUUCACAGUCGAUUCCAUCACUGCCUUCUGUGUAUUGCCCAAAUGGAGGCGACAGCUGAUUAAGCCACAGGUCGCUCAGUAUGGAGGAGGAAGGAAAGGCCUCAUCCUGAAUGUAGAACAUGGCACCCUGCACCCCAAUUUCCUUUGCUCUCAAGGGGGAAUGCUUCACCCUCUCCCCGCCACACGAGUGUGGUCCUGCAGCACCCAGCGAGGGCCGCCCAGCCAAAGGCGGCCUCCUUAGCAGAGUGAAGUGAGAGAGGCGUGUGCUCCAGAGCUCAUGGGACCGCAAGCGAAGGCACAAGUCUGGCCUGGGAGGGCGGAGUGCAGACCGACUCCAGCUACAAAAGCAGAGGCUAUUGAACAUGGAUAUUAUUGUUGUAUCUUUGGUCUUAGAUCUUAUGAUUUAUGUGGAAAUUGUUUCCAUUUGGUUGUGUACUUUUUGAUAUGUUUUAUUUAUUGUUUAGGACUUAUGUUUGUAAUUAUGUAAAUCUUGUCAUGUUGUAAACUGCCUUGAGCAUGGUCCAGCUAUGGAAUGGUGGCAUACAAAUAAAAUGAUGAUGAAGAAGAAGAAGUCUCUCCCUCCUGCAGCUGCCUUGCAAGUCCCAUUCAGCCCGCCGGCUCAUGGGACCACAGAAGUGGAGCCGCAGCUUGUUCCCUCCCACAGCCUAGCCCCAGCUGCGAGGGAGGAGCAAAGGCUGCCUGGCCAUAUUGUGAUCGAUGGAAACCAAUUCAAAGAUCGAUCUGUUGAUCCCGAUCGACGCCUUGGACAUGUCUGCCCUAAUUCAUCGCCAUCAGCAUGUCUGAUGUGGUCCCAAAUUGCACUGGACUUGAGGACAAUCAGGAUCAAUCUCAUUCUGGCCUGCAAAGAAAGCUUAGGCACCAACUUUGCAGCAAAUAUAAAGCAAAACAAGAACAAUACUCAGUUGCCCUAAAAGGGAUGAUGGGAAUUGUAGUUCCAAAACAGCUGGAGGGCCAAGUUUGGCCAUGCCUGCAAAGAGCCAUUAAUAAUUUUGCGUUUUUUGUGUUCUUUUUGUGUGUGUGUGUUUUUAAAAAGAUUAAUCUUCAUCAGAUGGGGAGAAACAAAACUUGUGAAGGGGGGAAAAUACUUUGUUUUUAUAUGCUACAUGCAUAUAAAAUACAAAUAUUAGAAUGCUGUAUGUGAGAGAAAGGGGAGGGAAGUCUCUUCUCAGGUGAUAUUCGUAUAUUUUUUUAAGUUGCCAUUUUAAAAUAAAAUCUGUGUUGGGGUGCCAUCCAUCUGUGGUAGCUAUCCACACAUGCAGAUCACCAAUUAGCAUCGUGCAAACUUUUUCCCCCUGAAGGACAGCUGUUCCCCCCACCCCACUCCCCCCGCUUAUAACUUCCUGUUUCUUGCAGCUUCUAGUCGUGCCACAGACUUUCAGUUAGACAAGAACCCGUUUAAAAUCCCUUCAGAUAUCGAUAUCUUCUUGUUGCGAGACAGGCAGAAGGAAAAGGCAAGAGCGGUAUGUACCAAUCACACGAGGUUCCUGGAGGAAAUCUUUCUUGACCACAAGCAGUGUAGCAUUAUUGUUAUUGUUUAUUACAUUUCUGUCUUGCCCAGGGCAGCAAGGAGCAAAGCAAUACAUUUUUAAAAAAUUAAAAUACAUUAAUACAAUUAUAGAUCAUAGGGUCAGGAAACAUGUUGCGGGAACAGUGUGUGCACAUGCUGCGAUUUUGCAGAUAUCCAGGGAAAUCUCUAAAAUGAGGCUCUGAGCUCCUUGGAAAGUGAGCUGGAAACAAAUGUUAUAAAUAAAAAGUGCUCAUAAAAAUACAGAAAAGAGCAAUCCAACUGAUCAAAUUCUUUUCUUUUUUUUAGGGCAGAUAAAAUAAAGUACCUCUCUGUGCAGUACGAAAUUAGAUUCUAGAAUAUGCUGCCCUAAAAUGUAGCGAUAGCCACUCAUUUAAAGUUCUUUUAAAAAUGGCAUUAGCUGAAUUCAUCGAGGAUAAAUCUCUCAUCAAUUAGCCAUGAGAGCCAAGUAGAACCUCCAUGUUCAAAAGCAGUAUACCUCAGAAUACCCAAUAUGUUGGGGAGAAACUAUGGGAGAGGGCUGUUUCCGAAUCUGGAAGUCAACAGCGCUGAGGUAGCCUGAAGUGCUGGUCUUGGGACUAGAAGCUCAGCGCUGAGUUCUGAGAUCAUCUUUGGGCUUGCUGGGUGACUUUAGGAGAUGGACUGUGGCUCUGUGUCUUGGAUGCAAAAGAUCUCAAGGUUCGACCCCCAGAAUCUCCAGGUAGGACUAGAAAGACCCUGGCAAUCUGCUGCCAUUCAGUGCUGACAAUAUUCUGGCUCAUUAUAAGACAGCUUCCCACGUCGCUAUGACUUUGCAAGUAGAACUAUAUCGGUGUCAAGGCACAUGAGAAUCCAUAUGAGCCAUCACUUCUGGGACAUCUUUCCCCCUUUACAUUGUCACAAUCAGCUCAGGCUUGAGUCCACAACCAAUUUAUGCUGUUCUGGACAUUCCUUUUUCCCCCAUAAAUAGUUUUAAAUUUAAUUUUAAAAGUAUAAAAUUAUAACAAUAUCAAAUACAUACUCAGAUUUAGAGAUUUCUAUGAAUCUCCGGACUUCCCACCAUCCCCUCCGUGGGUUUUAUUGUCAUCAUUUACAACUGCGUAUUAUUUCAUCAUCCAUAUUUUAGGUCUAUCUAUAUUAUCCAAAGUCUUUGGUACAUUACCAGUGGUGUUAAAAUCCUGCUCGUUUUCAUUUGUUUACAGUGGUCUCUUAGAUAAAUUAUAAAUCUUUCCCGUUCUUUCUUGAAACUUUUGUCUUCUUGGUUCCUGAACUUUCCAGUCAGUAUUGCCAUUUUGUCAAACUCCAACAGCUUAAUUUGCCAUUGUUCUUCUUCUUUCCAUCUCUGGGCUAACAGCAUCCGUUAGGCGGUCAUUGCAUACAUAAUGUCUUUUCUGUUCCUUUGGAAUCUCGGUAUCUACAAUUCCUAAUAAAAUUUGCUGUCUGGACAUUCCUAACCAAAAUAGGUGUUGGCUGUUAGAGGUUGGGCAGUCAGAUCUGAUUUUUGCAGAGGGUCCAUUCAUACCCUAGUCCCCCUAGUUGGUCACCAUUGGCCACCACCACCCAUUCAAUACAUAUAUAUUCGAAGCAAUCUUACUGAAAACUGGAUGGAGCAAUAAGCCUACCCCCUUUUUACCUUUAGGAGCGAGAGCGAAGGAAGACUUUGAAGGUUCACGAGAAGAUGACCUGCUCCACUCUGCAAGGUGCCAAACAAUCUGGCUUCAAGAAAGAAAUCCAAAUGGAAGAGGAAGCGGAAGACAAAGAGUUGGCUGCAGAAGCAGAGCGCCUCAAAGCUCUCCGAGAAAGCAUCUCUUGGAAGAUAGCAGUCACUAAAGGUAGGGAUCUUUACAGAAAGCAUCCAGAUCAGGACACAACCAAGAGACUGAUGGCAAUUUGAGUGACAGAACACACACAGCUUCAGCCUCCAGGCUCAGUUGCUGCCACAUCUCCAGUAACAAAAGACCUCAGUCAAAAACAACCCAUGAUGUGCAAUUGCGUACGUGUUUUUCCAGUAUGUUUCAUUUUUCAAACUGAAAGCAGCCAUAGGAUGUUGCAGUCUUUAGUAAAGGAGUGCCCCAGGGUUUGGGUGUGCAUACACACAUGUGCUUGACCCUUUCCCUUCCAGCUUUUUUCCCAUUCAGAAUUGUGGGCACCUACUUCCACAGAGAGAAAAGCAACAGUGGGUUAGGGGGCAGACGCUCUAUGGGGGAAAUAUCCGUGAAGCUCAGGGGUGAGGAGCCUUUGUUUUAAUUCCGAGGGCCACAUUCCUUUCUGGGCAACCUUUGGGGGGCCGCAUGAGGGUGGGCAGGGCUAGAUGUCAAAGCAGGCAGAAUGCUGAAUGUAUGUUUAAUCCAGGCAUCCCCAACCUGUGGCCCUCCAGAUGUUUUGGCCUACAGCUCCCGUGAUCCCUAGCUAACAGGACCAGUGGUCAGGGGUGAUAGGAAUUGUAGUCCAAAACAUCUGGAGGGCCCAAGGUUGGGGGUGCCGGGUUUAAUGUUUACACAGCAAGCUGAUUUAAAUGGGUACUUACCCACAACCCUCUCUGUCCUCCAUCCAGAAAAGAAAGAAGCAGGUUCAGAGUUCAAGGGCAUAUUCCCAACUAGGCAAAAAUGCUCACGGAGGUUGUGAAGCUGCGCCAGUGAGGGGUGUAGCCUUGGGAAAGUCUCAAAGGCCAAAUCUAGAGGCCAGGGCCCAAGUUCCUCCACCCCUGAUGUAGCUGGUUGUAGACUUUUAGUUGCAAGGACAUCUCAACUUCUUGGGGAAUUGUUACUGAUUCUUGAAACUCUCUGAACACAGCUUUUUUGCACAUGGUCUGCCUUUGCUUCGCAGCUGCUUGUUCUGUCUCUACUUUGCACAAUUGUCUCUCUCCCUCCUGCCUUUGUUUCUUUUUCUAGACCAGGUCGUUGAAAGAGAGACCAUGCACGACUACAUCAAUCAGAAACGGCAGAUGUUUUUGCUGCAGGUAUAUGGCUUCAGUUUGGGUGGAAUUUGAUUCUGAGCCAGUGGAGGGCAGCAGUCAAAGCAAUGGGCUUGCCUCGGGACAGCUGGCUUCAGGUCCCUGCUCAGUCAUGGCGCUCAGUGAGUGGACCUGGGCAUGCCACUGUUUCCAACUUUAGAAUGUUGUGAAGGUAUAAUGGAGGGAGACUACAUGCAUCUUUAGAGGAGGAACAGCUGGUUACAGUUGUGAUCAUACAUGUUCUUACUAGCUUUCUUCCUGCAGGGAGACUUUCAUGUGAGAAUAGAGUUAGAUAUAGUGGCUACUUCUGGCAUCUUAUAGUAGUACAAUCCUGAAAGGACUGUACCGUGUGCUUAUUUAAUUAGCUAGGGUUGCCAUGCACCCGGAAUUUCCCGGACAUAUCCAGAAUACUGCAGUUGGAAGUAGUAUCUGGAUGGAAAUUGCAAAACAAAAAAAUGUCUGGGGAAAUCCUGACAUAUGGCAACUACUGUUGGAGGAAUAGGGGUGCGGGGGGAUACGUCCGGUCUGGGUGCCAUCGCGGGGGGGGGGGUGACAUUUGAUUUAUUUUGCAUGUAUAUGCCGCCUUUAUCUUCCAAGAAUUUCAAGGCCGUGUAUAUGGUUCUCCUCCUUCCCAUUUCAUCCUCACAACAACCCUGUGAGGUAAGUUAGGCUAAGAGAUGGUGACUCACCCAAAGUCACCCAGUGAGCUUCAUGCCUAAGUGGUGUUUUGAACCCUAUCCUAUGCCAUUAUCUGCUGUUCCCUAUGACCUCUCCUUUGCAGGCCACAGACAGAACUGAUCCAGCUCUAGGAAGCAAUUAUUUUACCUUGAAGAAAAUGUAUUUGAUUGGGACUCAGUAGACUUGGGGUAUAGACUAUGGACUCCCUACAUGACUUUGGGGAGAUAAUGCAAUGUUUUUGCAUUGUAUUUCUUUUCAUAAGCAACUUUAAAGGGUUGCUGAGCUGAGUCAAGAAUUGUAACAAACACAAUUCAGCAAGUCUCCAGUGUGGGCCAGUAAUUUUUCUCUUCUUUUUGGCCUAAAUUCCAGUAUGCUGUAACGGUAAAGAAAGAUGAGAUCCAGAAGCUGGAAAACUUGGCCAUUGAAGAAGAAGCAAAGCUGGAAAGAGCCGAGGAAGACCUUGAGAAGGAUGCUGCCAUGUUUGAUGAGUUCCUGAAGGAGAAUGAUAGGAAUUCUGCACAAGCCUUGAAAAUGUAAUGCUGGAAUUUGGAUUCCAUACUGUCACAUUAGAUUUUGUGUGUGUGUGUGUUUUCCAAUAUACCCACAGUGUUUCCCUCCCCAGAAUAAUAUGAGAGAAUGGUGGGAAUCAAAUUGGGAUUUAGAAAUUGAGGACGACGCGUGGAAUGGACUGUGGAUCAAAGCCUGUGGAUAAAUCUAUUCCGGCAUUGACAAGUGAAAGAGCCCUCAAAAUUGCACAUGGCUGGUAUUUAACACCUAGAUAUCUAGCUUGUAUAAAACCCAGCUGCUCUCCUAUGUGUCCCACUAUUGGGGCAUACAGAAAUAUGUGAUGGGAGUGUUCAAAAAUAGAAAAAUUCUGGGAAAAUGUCUUUGCAGAGAUAUCUUUGAUUACAUGGCAGACAGUUCCUAUCUCUCCAGGACUGGCAUUGCUUAAUUUGUACAGUCAGGACUCACCAAGAAUUAGAAAUAAAUAUAUUAUAAUCCAUUUACUGACCGCGGGAAGAAUGACCAUAGCCAGAACAUGGAAAACAUUGCAAUGUUGACCAUGGAUAAGUGGUAUGAAGUGGUCUGGUAGACAGCUUUGUUGGAAAAUCUAACAUGGAAACUGCAGGUAGAAAGAGGCUAAAAGAAAAACUCCUACACAGUAGGGGACAAUUUUAUUGAACACACAGUGAGGCACAUGGGGGGGUAGUGUUUGGGGUGGGUAACAUAGUUUGGAAUACUUGAAGUAUACAUUUUAACCUUUCAAAUCGUUGCAGAUAUAAUGUAUUCCUUCCUUUCAGUGAGAUUGGAGCACAUGGUGUGUUGUUUUAUGGUUUUUAAGAUCAUGAGAAUGUUUGAAAUAUAUGCUGUGACAAAUCAACUAUUUUAAAAUGGAAACAAGAAACCAAAAACCAGGGACUAAACUCCACAUCAAGACUGAAGAUGCCUGGAAAGGUGCAUGUGGGUGGGAUUUUAAAAGGCCCCACAUAUCCUGCCAAUGACUGCACACUCAAAGGCAGCACAAGUUUAUUAUGGACUCAGUCCUGCUCAUGCCUGCACGUUUUUCCACAGUGUCCACAUGACAGCAUUCUCAUCCAACUGCCACCCCAUUCCCACCCUACUCCACAAUUUACAAUGCCCAUUUAUCAGACUUCCUGUGGAAAGUAAAUCUGGAUUAAAUGGAGAAUAUGGGGUGGCAUUCUGAAGAUGCAACUGCAAACUUACAUACAUGAGGAGUGCUGAGUCCAGAUAAGGCUGCCAUGUGGAAGAGCCCUGUAUGGACAAGGCUGAGCUGGGAGGUCACAGAGGCAAGGAAGCUGGAAGAAGCUUCUCCCUCUGUCUCUCUCUGAGCAGCUGCAUCUGGCUUUUCAGGGAGGAAGACCUUUAGUCCCACUGCUUGCGUCAUCCCCUGCUGCUGUUCUUCAGGUAACUGUUGUUUUGAUGCCUUUUUCUUAGCGCCGAAAAGGAAACCAAAGCCAAGCUUGAAAAGAUCAUUGAGAUCCGAGAACUGACUGCGCAAAUGAUGAACAUCCAAAGGUCAGAAUUGUUUGGAAAAUAUUUGGAAUUAUUGUCAGUUAUAGUAUUUUUUUGUAAUACCCCAGAGGCUAUUUCUCCAAUCCUGCAAAGAGAUCUGCACUGGUUGCUGAUUUGCUACCAGGCCAAAGUGUUACUAUCACUAUAUGUACUUGGGGACCCUCUUACCUGUGCGAUCGCCUUGCCCUCUCAACCACUACAGUCUGUGGAACUGGUACCACAUAAUACCCAUUCCACAUUUGUGAGAAAUCAACUUUUGACAUGACACGAGGCAGACAAUAAUUUGAUUAAUCUGAAAAACUUGAUUUAGGGAGAGGUUUGUUCCCCCACAUUUAUACGCGGGAGGUCCAACUCUGGCUGUUCCACAGCUUUCCCUGUUGGGAAACAGCAGCAGUGUGGUGUAACAGUCUUCUUUUGAGGCAGAAAGUUUAGUAGUUGCUGGAAUGAGGCAGACCCCUCUGUGGCUUUGCCUCUGCCAAGAGACAAAAUACAUGGGUUGAAAUGGUCCAACCCUGGAAGCUUUUCCUCUGGGCAGCGGUGGAGCGAGCCGAUUGGGUGCCUGGGGCGGGACGCAUGCCCUGUGCCCAGGGGCAGGGCCAGCCGUCCAUGGGGUUGGGGCCAGCCGCCCACAGGGCAGGGCAAGCUGGGGCAGGACAUUCCACGGGGCCUCUGAGGAGACUGCCUGCCUCCUCCCACUAGCUGCCCUACAGCUGAGGGGGAGGCAGAGGGAGGACUGUUUGGGGCAGCAUGGAGCCCGUGGGCGCCCAAGCCACUGCGUCACUCCCAGGAGAGACGCGUGGCUCAGAUGCGCUGCAGGCCCUGCGGUGAGUGCCGCCCACCAUUUUGUCACCCCCCUCAGCGGUGACACCCAGGGCAGCCCACCCCCCCUUCUUCCGCCCCUGCCUCUGGGCAGAGAAGACUGCAAAUGACUCUGUUCACGGUGACUGGAACCUGAUGGAACUUCUCCUCCUCUAGCGAGAUCGCCAGGUUUGAAGACACUAUGCAGGAGUAUGUAGUAUUCAAGGACUUCCUCUUCCAGCUGUCCCCCAAAGAGUGGCGGGAGGAAUAUGAAAGAAAGCGAAUGAAGGACAAAGAAAAAACGGUGAAAAUUGUACCUGACAAAGAUUUCGCACCUUCCAAAAGUAAGAGCUCCCAGCAAAGGACUGUCCAUUGUUUGGGCACAUGUGCACCUCCCAUUUUAUGGUUGUUUAAGACAGAUUAGCAUAAAGGAAUUGGGGAAUAAGGAAAAUAAUCAAGCCAAGGCUAGAUACUUCUCUGCUUUACUUUGAAGGGGGUUCUUAUUUUAUGCUGGCAGUUUUAAAUUGGUAACACUUCCUUUUCUAAUUAAAUACUAAAUGCUGCAUUUUAGCUGUCUGAAAGCCUUUUGUUAGAGCCCAAUAUUGUCAGGAGAAGCACCGCUGAUUUCAAUGGUGCUUUCCCCCAGCUUUUUCUGCAGAGAAUUUCAUAAAUGAUACAUGGUUGAUUAAGGACGUGGAAGCAGCUCUUCUGAUCCCAUGCUAUCCACAAGACCACCCUUUGCUAGUCUGCUAUCCUUAUAUGGUCAGAUGAUCCUAAUAAAUUUGGUAUUAUUUGGUACUCUUCUUGUGGGCGUGGCUGUGGGAGCUCUCUUGCUGAGCUCCUGUACUUCAACAUUUACCACCACUGCACAUAGCAGAACAAGGAGGAUUUAACAGCAGACUGAAACCAGUAAAGGAGAGUCGAUUUGCUGUCCAGGGGGAGGCAGUUUCACAGUCUGGGUGCCACAACUGGUGAGGCCCUGGCAGGGCUGGUGUGUACAUUGAACAACAGGGACAUGGGUGGUGCUGUGGUCUAAACCACUGAGCCUCUUGGGCUUGCCGAUUGGAAGGUCGGCGGUUUGAAUCCGCACGAUAGGGUGAGCUCCCAUUGCUCGGUCCCAGCUCCUGCCAAUCUAGCAAUUCAGAAGUAAGCCAGUGCAAGUAGAUAAAUAGGUACUGCUGUGGCAGGAAGGUAAACAGCAUUUCGGUGCGCUCUGGUUUCCGUCACGGUGUUCAAUUGCGCCAGAAGCGGUUUAGUCAUGCUGGCCACAUGACCCAGAAAGCUGUCUGUGGACAAAUACCGGCUCCCUUGGCCUGAAGUGAGAUGAGCGCUGCAACUCCAUAGUCACCUUUGACUGGACUUAACCAUCAAGGGGUCCUUUACUUUUACCUUUACCUACAUAAAAGCUCUCUCAUGACACACCAUUAGGCUCACCUACCUGUCAGAAAGUCCUGUGAACUGUAGGGGUAAAAUAUGUAUACACCUCUACUCAGAAGGAAUCCCCAUUGAGUUCAAUUGCAUAAAAUGUAUUUGUCUGUAUAACUUAAGGCACAUUUUCCCUUCUCCUGCUCAGGCCGGGAUUGGCAGCAAAGGAGGAAAAGCCGAUCACUGCCAAAGCAUUCCAGUUUUGACCUGUCUGGAAUAGAUUUGAGCUCCUCCAGGACUCAAAGCCAAGUUUUUGCUAGAAAGGACUCUCUUAGGCUCAGCCAGGUGUCUUCAAGGCAGAACCUCAGAUCCCAGCUUGGCAAAAGAUCGUAAGUGCAAAAGGGGAAGGAAUUAUAAAGGCAACAUCAUUGGCCCACAUACAAUCAUGCCUGUGAUUUAAAAAAGAAAUUAAAAAAUAAAGCUCAGUCUGGAGGCCCUGCCCAGAGGUGCCAGGUUGGCAACUCUUGGUGAAGUGAUGAGGCUGGUAAAAAGUGGCACACAGGACAAAAGAGAACUUCUGUAGUGACAAAAUAGCUAAGGGAUCUAACCAAUUUACUCUACAAUCCUACACUCACUUACCUGUAAGUCUAAUUGAACUUAAUGAGACUUACUUUUGAGUAAACUAGUAUAGGCUUGCAGUUAAUUGCGACACAGUAGAACCUCGACUUACGUUACCCUCAGGUAACGUAAACUUUGGGUUGUGAAAGCGGCAAACCCGGAAGUAUUUUUCUGGGUUUCACCUCUCGCGCAUGCGCAGAAGCGCUCUACCGCCGUGCAUGCACAGAAGUGGGAUGCGGCUGGACCUCUGGAACGGAUCCUGCCCGCAACCGUAGGUACCACUGUAUUUUGUUUUCAUGGUGUGCUUUAUUUUCCGCUGUUAUUGCUUGCCACAAGCUCUUGAAAGGGGCAGGGCUAGAAACUGAUUUCUAUUGUAUUUUUAAAUCUCAAGUUAUCCAUUGUUAUGGUCACUUUGUGCAAGCAUCUAACUUAGAAAUAACCUUUGCAGGAGCAUUGCAGGAGACAGGGAAACUCCAGAGACUCCGUCUGAUGAUGAUGACGACGACGAGGUUAGUAACCUUGAAUCCAACAUAUUGAAUGUAUUCCUUUUGAUUUACAAAAUGGGGGUUUGCUGCUUGUGGUUCGUUUGGCUUACUCAAAAGUAAGUCUCAUUAAGCUCAGUUAGACUUACUCACAGGUAAGUGAGCGUAGGAUUGUAGUGUAAAUUAAUUAGAGCCCUGAACUAUUUUGUCCUUGAGCUAAAUAAAGCCUAGCAAGACUAAAUAAGGCAUAAUACUACAGUUUGUAUUACUUGGUAAAGAGUUUAGCACAGUAAAGCAUAAGGUUACCAAGCAAGACCCCUGUGGUUGCUAGGAGUCCCUUGGACAACAAUGGACAUGGCCUCUGACAGCCCGGGGGCAGCAUCGCAGGUCUGAGUUUCAGGGUCUGAGCUUCUGGGUUGAAGCUUUUCCAGCUCUAUGACAUCUGGGGCUCCUUUCUUAUACAGUGGUACCUCAGGAUACAGAUGCUUCAGGUUACAGACGCUUCAGGUUACAGACUCCACUAACCCAGAAAUAGUGCCUCGGGUUAAGAACUUUGCUUCAGGAUGAGAACAGAAAUCGCGCGGCGGUGGUGUGGCAGCAGUGAGGCCCCAUUAGCUAAAGUGGUACCUCAGGUUAAGAACAGUUUCAGGUUAAGAACGGACCUCCGGAAUGAAUUAAGUUCUUAACCCGAGGUACCACUGUACUGUAUAGUGUUACACUAUGCUGGCAAGGCUAAUUGGUGUCUUCAUAUCCACAUGCAUACCCUCCAACAUUUUGUGGUAAAAAUUCGGGGCAUCUCCCCCCCCCCCCCACCCAUCCCCAUAUCCGUCGUUCUCCCCUCCCUGCCACUGACCCCUUCCUUGCUCCCUCUCUUUCCCCCUCCUUCCCUCUCCUCUCAUCCCUUUGCUGUCUUCGGCUUCCUGCUCAUGAGACACAGCAUGGCCUGGUGCAGACUCCAGGAAGCUCACCCUACCCACCCCAUGCUGUACCGGGAGAUGCAGCCCACACCACAUUGAGAGACACAGCGCAGCCUGGAGUAGCCUCUGGGGAAAUUGGAGCAUCCCGGAUUGGUAUCAGAAGCCAGGGCAGCUUCUGUUAAUUCAGGAUGUCCCAAUUAAAUCGGGACACUUGAGGGAUCUGCAUGUGGGUUAGACACCACUGGCAUUAACAUUCCUUAACUAUCCUGAUGACCCUGGCACGAAAGCAGCAGUGUGAGAAAUGGACUCGGCCUAUUUUAAAAGGAUAUCCAGCCAGCUGGUCAGUUUCUCAUUUUGAUCCUCCCUUUUAGCCCGCCACUCGUUUCUGCUAAUUAAAUGCUGACUACAGUCCUACCUCAGGUUACAGCCACUUCAGGUUGCGAUUUUUCAGGUUACGGACCGCCGAAACGUGGAAGUACCGGAACGGGUUACUUCCGGGUUUCGGCGGUCGUGCGUGCGCGCGCAGAAGCGCCGAAUCGCAACCCGCACGUUUGCAGACACGGGUUGCGAACGUGCAUCCUGCACGGAUCACAUUCGCAACCCGAGCGUCCACUGUACAAAGAAACUGUUAAGUUGUGGGCGAACAUAUCAGACGACACAGCGAUUCUUCCAAAGCAGUUCUUUAUUUGUAAUCUGGUACAGAACUGAACUGAGGAGCUCAGUCAGCCUGCUUAUAUAGAGCUCCACUAGAAUGCAACAGUAACCAUUUUCUGUAACUAGCCAAUCACUGAACGUCACUUUCGAUCCUUCAUUUGCAUACAAACUAUCCAAUCACUGAACGUCACUUUCGAUCCUGGCCCAGGGUGAGAACUUCAGUACAUAACAGAAACCAUACUAACUCCUGCAAGGGUAGGUUACAAUAGGAUAAUAGCAAUGCAAGACUAGGGCCCAGGCCUGCUCUUAGGCAUCAGACCGAAGCAUGAGAGGGGCAAUUGCAGGCAUCAGUGUAACUCCUCAAUAUAUCAAAGGUGCAUUGGGAUGCACAUUUUAUUUGAAGCAAAGGAGAACAUGCAUUCUGUAGUUAACCAUAUAAUAUCAACCAUAAUAUCGAUACACUCUCCUGCCGUGCAUAUUGUCCUGUGUGCUUAACAGAAAGGACUCCUUGAUGCUGACACUUUCCUUUGCAGGAGCCGGUGUUGUACUUCACAGAUCCACACCAACUGCUGAAUCUGUUCACUGAGUUGGAAGAACAGAACUUGUCCCUAAUUCAGAAUUCUCAGGAGACGGAGGAAACCCUUGAUGAACUUCGGCAUACCUUGGCUAAUACGCGGAAUAAAAUGUAAGUGAUGAAAGGACACUGCCCACAGUGAAUUUGCACAAUACAUAGGUGCUUUUGCAUCGUGAGUGGUUUCCAAUUUAUAUCAUCAAAAUCUAUUCUGAGAAGCACAGACUAGAAAAAGAGACAUUUCAUAGGACAUAUGACCAGUUUCCCCAUUAAACUUUGGGAGGGGGUGUUUCUCUAUGAUAGAACCCACGCAACAUUCAUUCAUCCAGUGCUGGAUUUAUGUAUAAGCUAAACAGUCUAUAGCUUAGGACCCCACUCUCUUGGGCCCCCCCCCAAAAAAAAAUAAAGGAAAAAGAAACUGGAUGUACAUUUCCAAAAUAUAAGAUAAAAAAAAAUAAAAAUAAAACUUACAUACAGCAACAGUGUUUUGUGUUGUGUAGGCUCCUAUGAUGUAAGUAAUGGGCCCCGCCUGCUAGCCUGCUCCCUAAAAUAUCACUGGUUUGCUCAUUUCUAUAUAUAGGGUGCCUACAUUCUGCAUGGACUGGUUGCAUGGCAACAUGUGCAAAUGGCUUUAGAUACCUAUUAGUUCCAUAAAUUACCAUAUAGCAUAUAUUCAGCAACAAAAACAGCGACAAUUUGUUGUUGACAAAGGACAGCUGGACAUAUAAAGGGCCCCAUUACUUUCAAUAGCUUAGGGCCUCAUCAAACCUAAAUCUGGAUCUGCAUUCAUCUCAUGAGGACCUUGUAUUAGGAUUCCCAUGCUUGCAUAAUAGAGACGUCAUUUCCCCAUGCCAAAAGAAUCCAGAUUAUCUAAUACCUGUUUGCUAGGAAGCUGGAUGUAAGUGAAGUUUCAUAGUUAACCUCCCUGCAGUUGUUGCACAUGAUUAGCACAUGGUGUGAAUAUAAAACAUAUCAAAACUCCUUUAUUUUUUAUUUUUUUAAAAAAUGUUUUCUUCUGGACCAGGGACCGUGAAAUAGAACAACUGAAGCAGCUUACAGUCACUCUUCAAGCCAACAUUGUCAAAGAGGAGGAGACUGCAGCAGACCUCGAACUCAAAUCCCGAGUCUUUUCCUUUGGAGAAUACAAAGCUGACGUUCAGGUAUGUAUCUGAAUGAAAUCGAUGACUGAACAACCUUGGCCAGGAGAAGAACAGAUAACAGGUGCCUGGAGAUUGUUGCUGACGGGAGCUUGACCCCUUUUUCUCUGGUGGAGGGUGGGGAAUAAUACUGGAAGUGUUAUUCCGAAGGAAUGUGGUAGUUCCAGUCCCAGGUUCGUGGAGGUUAAGACUGACUCCUGCCCGCAGGACAAAAUGUUGGUGAGCUUGCAUCGAAAGGUGCUGGAAGUCUACCGGCGCUGCAUUGGGGAAAACGAGGCAAACCUGGGAACCCUGCAGAUGCUGACUGUGAUUGAGCACCAGCUGGACGACUUACUGGAGUGCCUGGAGAGGAUCCCUCCAGCCAAGAUAGAACAAGCCGAGAAGGCCAAGGAGAAGGAGCGAAGGAUGAGGUCUGACGGGGGCUGCCCACUUCUUUGGGGAAGGGGCAGAGGGCACAUUUGGAGGUUGGGGGAGGAAAGUCCUGUGGGCACCAGUCACAAAAUGGCUGCCAAGGCAUAAUACAAAACAGCUGGGGAAACCCAGCCAGAUGGGCGGGGUUUAAUAAAUUAUUGUUAUUAUUAUUAUUUAAAGAAGAGAGACAGCACCAUCACUACCAAGGGGAAAAGGGCACCUCAUCACCAUGCUCGCUCAAGAGAGAGCUCUUUGUUCUUUGUUCUGAACAGGAGCAUAGAUGAUGGUGGUAUUAUUAUUAUUAUUAUUAUUAUUAUUAAUUAUUAUUAUUAUUAUUGACCCAGCCACUCUGAGCGGCUUCCAACAAAUAUAAAAACAUAAGAAAACAUGAAAUAUUAAAAUACUAUCCUGUACAGGGCUGCCUUCAGUUGUCUUCUAAAGGUUUUUUAGUUACUCAUCUCCUUGACAUCUGAUGAAAGGGCAUUCCAUACGGCGGGCGCCACUCCCGGGAAGGCCCUCUGCCUGGCUCCCUGUAGCUUCACUUCUCGCAAUAAAGAUGGGCAUGUUUAAGGAGGUGCAUUCAAUGUAGGAGAAACUGAGCCAAUGCAAAUAAGAUCUGAGCAGGAAGAGCACACCUUCCGUCUUCUGCAUUGUGGAUUUGCGAGGGCAUGUUUCCUGGGUACCGUUCACGGAUGCUAUUGCAGGUACUAGUGAGCACCCUGGCACCUGCAGGCACCAUACUGCCUUAUUGUCUCCAGUCCAAGUGAGAACAUAUAGAAAACUUGACCUGUGAUGGAACCUGUGCUGUCUCUGCAAAGGAGGCAAGGCCUGCCAGAUACUGUUAGUUGCUUGUCAGUCCUACUGUUUAAACAUACUUAAAACUAAAUCAGUUGAUUAAUUGCACCAAUUUAUUCAAAAAUGCAACCUGAGAAAUAAAAUUAAGGCACAGGGAAAAAAAUUCACCCCAUUUCUGGUCCUGUUUUUGUGUGUACAUGGAAGCACAUGGCAUGGAAACGCCCGAGUCCCAGUCCUUGUGCUAAUUCAACUUAAUAGAAAUCUAAUUAGAUAAAGUUGGCUUACAUGACGUGCACUUCUAGCCCUUAAUCUGUUUCAUUUAUUUUGCCAGGAUGAGAGAAGAAAAGAUAAGGCAGCAGAGGCUAUUACAGGAAGAGAGGCUGCAGCGUGCGCUGGCAAGAGCACAAGCUGAUGUUAAGAGAAAGGUAAAUCCAGCAAUUCCAGACAAAUGGCCCUUGUGCACUUCCUAGAUUUCAGAAUUGCAGCCGACGCACAAACCUUUUUGCUCAGUGUCCUUCUGUAAGCCCAGGUCCACUAAGCGGUGGCUAUAAAAAGGACAGGGCUUUUACUGAAGCACUGCCUACAUAUGCCCAUUGCUUGGAAGAACAAGGGAUGUUUGCCCAAAGAAACUUCUUGAGGGGCAGCUUCACUUGCUACAAGUGCACUUAACCUUACUAAGAGGUCGAGCACUCAGCAAUUCAACAAGUUUUCUUUAAGCUUGCUGAGAAAAGCGUGGGUUGUUGCACAGGGUAGUGGAACAGCCUGAGAAGGCCCUCGGACAUCUCUGCUCUGGGCUAUCCCACUUCCUUUCAAGCUUGUAAAAUACAGAGAUUUCAGUUGCCCAUGCCUGGGAUGGACUCAAGCAGCAAUGGUGGUGAGAGUAGGUGGGGGACAGUAGGUGGAGCCCGAGCCAAAUGAGAUUCCUGCAUUGCAAGGGGUUGGACUAGAUGACCCUUGGGUCCCUGCCAACUCUACAAUUAUAUGGCUGUGCUCUGCCUCCAUAUUCAGAGCUCCCGUAGUUGCGAAGAUUACUAGAUGAACAAGAGAAAUCUGCUUGACUGGGUGUUAUAUAUUUUACUUUGUAAUGCAGAAUGAGCUGUGCUGACCAGGCAAAGCUGUUUUUAGCAAUUUGGGAACGAAUAAGAAAAAAAGGGGUGAAUUUCAUAGAAAUGUUCUGGGAACAGCUGAUUGACUGAUCUUAGUGUUUUUAUAAGGUGACCAAAUGUUUGUCCUCCUUCCAGUUGUUUUUUAAGCACCUGGUAGCAGACAGGUUAUCUUCUCUUAGCACCUCAGCCAUUUACUGAGUCCUAUGCUGCAAAAAUGUCUGUGGGAACCUGCUGUGAACUUAUAGCUUCUCUCUGCUGCCUGCUCCUUUAUCAGUUAUUAAUCCUUUAGAGACCUAUCAUCUUAUGCCACUACUGCUGAGCUUACACAGGAGCUUUUGAGGGGCUUUGUUGAAAACUCCAGAAGUCCAAGUAUACAAUGCUCACUGGAUCACCCUGUGAUGUGCUAGUUGAAAACCCUGUGCAGUUUUAAGAACAGCAGGAUCUUUGAGGUUGAAAAAAGCAGGAGCUUAUCACAUCCACUUAGAGCAGUCUCACCUUUCACUUUCCAUCUGCUGUUGUAGUUUGUAAGGCGCUUUCAUGAGAAGCUGCCUCUUGAGCCAGAGUAAUAGGAAUGCAAAGUUGGACACGCUGAUUUGGCACCCCUUCCCUCCCCCAAUAAACCAUGGCUGUAAGGUGGUGUAGUGCCAAACCAGCUUGGGCAUAUGGCUGAAUGGUGCCAUUAUGGCAGCAACAAACUCAAAGAACCCACCGUGGUGCUCCGAGUUCCUAUCUGCCCUUUGCUUGUUGUUGAGUGUGCUUUCUGUUACAAAAGAUGUAGUUGUAGCAUGAGGACAAUUUUGUCAACUCUAUCUUGCAAGAGUUGCCACCUCAAAGAUAACUUCUGAUAGCACUAUGUUAAUGCCAGACCUCCUCCUCCCUUUUGCAUGCCUCCUAAAACAGGUGCACUCAAGUAUAGCAGCAUCUUAAUUUGCGGCAAAGUACUAACAGGAUAAUGAACCAUCUAUAGAGGGUUAUUGGGUUGUUAGGAGGCAGUAGCACCACAUACUCUGGGAGAGGGGAACGUAGAAGACGUUCUGCAGAUGUUGCUGGACUCCAACUCACAUCAUCCCUGCCCGUUCAUCAUACUAGCUAGAGCUGGUAGGAGUUGGGAGUCCACCAACAUUUUCAGGGCCACAGGUUAGCCACCCCAAGGAUAAAGGUACAGCUGUGCAUCCUUUCUAGAGCUGCUACAUGCGCUAGCCCUUUUGUUCCUGCUCUUGCAGAGAACCAUAGGAAGAAACCACACUGGUGAUGGUUUCUUCUGCAAAAAAAGGCAAAUACUGCAGUUGGCUCUGCUUUUGCAGAUGUACUUUUUAAAUGUUUUUUUUUUUUUUAAGUAUACUUAGAGCUUAUGGUUUUGGUAGUUUUAAAUAUCGCCAUUUGCACACCACACAUGAAAAUUACUAAGAGUUCUUCUGAUGCCUGUCUUUAUUGUGUCUUUUAGUCUGGCAGAAGAUUGGUAUUCCGGUCUGAGCCUCCUGCCUACAAAGAGAAGGAAGAUGAGGAUCAAGGACUCAUAGACAAGGAAAAGGAAGAGCUACUCUACUACUUUACUUAACAGCCCUGAAAGUGUAAGAAAUGGUGGAGAAAUGUUUUGGUAGUUAGUACACUUUAUCAAUAAUUUGUUCACUACUUUCAUCCCAUUUCCUCAUUCUGGUUACAUGUACAGCCCCCAGUAAUCCAGGACAGACUACAAGUCAUCUUAUACACUGCUUUUAGUUGGACAAUUCAGUUUUGCCUUUUUGUAAAUAAAACUGCUUUUUUAAAAUCCAGCAGGCCACCAUGGUUAGCAAGAGCAAGCAGUCCAAUGCUUUGAUUUCAGUCUUGAGUCCUGGAGAUACAAAAAUGAAAGGAUUUCUGCUAUUCAGAGAUUUCAAGGCUCCCAAAUUAGAAAGGUGUUUACAACUUUGCUUCUCUUGCGGUUAAGCAGCAUCCUGAUUGGAAACAACAAAAAACAACUGAAAUGGAGAAACUGGACAUUAGGUUUUUUUUAUUAGUCUCUUUGUCUCACCAGUUCUUUAGAUGUCCACUGCCAGCAAUGGACUUAGGCAGAAUAAAUCUGAUAUUGACCUUUAAGCCCUUACCCUUCAAUGUUUACUACAAAUUCCAUUUUAGGAAUUUACAAAGCCAAGUAAAUGAUUUUUAAAAAGUAGACAUGUUUACAAGUCUCAGGAAAAAAACAACCCACAUGUGACUUAUUCAUAACUCUGCAAAACAGAAGCACCACGUUUUGAUGGGCCCAGUUCAUACUCUUACCUAGGCUGUGAUCCUUUCAGCAGUAAAUGAAUGGGUGUGCUGUCCCCACCCUCCCUGCAUCAAAGGUAACUGCUUACCAGGCACUCUAUGUAAAAAGCUGUAGAGGAAUUCUUCUUGUUCAAGAAAGGGGUGAGGGAGUAGAAAGAACAGGAGAUGAAAAGGCCUCAUCACACAGCAGCCCAAGUUACCUCUGAGGAUCACUGCCAAAAUGAAGUGUAUGAACCAACCCCACAGAAUAAAGAAUUUGAGGUGACUUUUAUGGGGGGGGGUGCAAGCCUCCAACACUCUUUUAAGCAAAGUCAUACAUCUGCAGACCACUCAGAGUUUUAGUUUCUCUUAAACUGAACUUUAGUGAUAUAAAAAAAAGGUUGAAUGAGUUAGCAGUUACUUCACUCGGUUCAUCUAAGGCAGUGGUGGAAAACCAUAGUCUCUUCUGGGCAAGCUGCCAAGCGCCACCUGCCAGCCAUGAGUGGAAUCAGAGGCAGAAGUGGGUGGGGGAAUGAAUAUUCAUUUCACCUUUGUACAGUAAGCCAGUUUCCACACACUAUAAGUACUCAUAGCAGAUUCACUGAAAUUAAUAGACAUGACGUGACUUAAGGUUAUUAAUGUCAGUGCUGCUUCUUGGAGUAAAACUUAGCUGAAUACAGCCUGCUCCUCUCGAUCAUCCACCCAGGAAAGCAAGAGGCAUUGUCAGAAUUCAAGAAUACAUUCCAGUCAUGCAAAGACUCAAGGAGGGGUGGUGAGGAAUGUGGCCUAGAGCCAGUCCCAAGGGCCAGAGAAAGAGGCAGGCAGGCAGGGCAGUAUUUUGGCCCCAUGGUUCCCCAUCCUGAUCUAAAGGAAGCAAAAAUUAACUAUAGUUCUUAUAGUUAAGAAUUUUUUUAAAAAUACCCAUAAAUUAAAUCUGAAAUGAUGUAUAAUCAGUAUAAAAAUGCCUUUACAAUUUCAGGGAAAGUAAGUAAAAAGGCACAGGAAUCAGUACAUUUCUAAUUACUUAUGGGCAAGCCCCCUCCCAAUCUUAAUUUGGAAUGAGCUUAUUGAAGAAGCGAUGCAUGGUCCAAUAAUAGCAGAAAAUCAUUUCCAGGGCCAUUCUAGUCAAGUUGUGCUCUCGAUUACAUGCUAUGGAGUAAGAAUAGGUCCAAGCAACACAUCCCCAGGCAUUAGGGAUGUACCAGGAAAAUCUUCUGAAAGGGUGACAGAAAUCCCGGUAUCCAGAAUGCUACCAUCAGAGGCCCUUGGACCAGCUCACCUCAUUGCCAUUGUUGCCAGGUAAGUCUGGGUGGCUGCAGAAUUAGUCCAUUCCAAAAUGUGCAUGAGCUUCAGAGGCAUAUGGGCCUGGAGAAGGGUCCAGUCUGGGGAACUCUGUUUCUUACCACCACCACUCAUGCUUUUCAGCUAGCUACCCUCUUAUUAGUGCAUUCCAUGACUUCAAAUAAAUAUACACAAGGUCAGAUCACAUGUGUUCAUCUGCAGGAUAUCAUACUUUGUAAAAAAUAGAACUGCAUAUGCACGCUCACACUGCAGGAUUAAAAAUUCAUACAUACACACGCUGCUUUUUAACAAAGUCCUAUAUAUAGAUACAUAUAUAUAAUUUUACAUCCUUGUGGCACAUCAUGGAAAAAGUAUGUUUAAAAUUCCAGCCUUGAUGUUUGUUGUUGAACACCAAUUUCUUAUAUCCUAUGCUCAACUGAAAUCUUGACAUUUGCUUUUUAAAAUUCUACAGAACUGUUUUCCUAUCAACUAAAGUAAAAAAGGCAGGUUCCUAUUUAAAUUAAAUAUGCACUUUCCUUCUGGGUCAGUAACUCACCUGCAUCUCAAAUCCUAUGACACUAGCUGGAAGCUCUUUGCUCAAGUAUAUAGUCUGUGUAAAUGGCACAUGGACCAAGAAUGCAAUCCUAUGCACAUUAACUUGGGAAUAAAUAUAUUUCCAAGAAAACAUGCAUGGGACUGGGCUAUACAUACUGAAAAUGGCAUCUUCACAGGAAUUGGCAAUACUGUUUUGUAUUACUGUAAACAUAUUCAAGGGGUAAGAAUUAGCAUCUGCUAGGCAGCCUCCUAAAAGGUAGAAAGUGUAUACUGCACCAUAUCAGGGAUGGAAGGAGCAAGGAACAACAAGGUUCAACUUCUGCUACCCCCCAAGAACUGUAUUAUCAUUCUGCAAUUAUUUCCUUAAAAUUGUAUUCAAUGCUAUCAGAGAAUAAACACUUCAAUGGCCUU